GUCAUCCUCCUGGGACGGAUGCCUGAAGCGAGAGAAAAUCCAAGAUCUCUGCAUCCCGCAAACUCCAGCUGAAGAGCCUGAUGCUGGCCAAGGCCAAGGAGUGCUGGGACCAGGAACAGGAGGAGCGUGAGGCAGAGAAGUCCCGCUAUCUGUCCGAGCGGGUCCCCAAGUUGGAGACCCGAGGCCUGUCCCUCAGUGCCCUGCAGGACCUGUGCCGGGAGCUGCACGCCAAGGCAGAGACGGUGGACGAGGAGAGAUACGACAUUGAGGCCAAGUGUGCGCACAACACCAGGGAGAUUAAGGACCUCAAGCUGACUGUGCAGGACCUCCGUGGGAAGUUUAAGCGCCCGCCCCUGCGCAGGGUCCGCGUCUCUGCCGACGCCAUGCUGCGCGCCCUGCUGGGCUCCAAGCACAAGGUUUCCAUGGACCUGAGGGCCAACCUGAAGUCGGUGAAAAAGGAGGACUCCGAGAAGGAGCGGCCCGUGGAGGUAAGAGACUGGAGGAAGAACGUGGAGGCCAUGUCUGGCAUGGAGGGCCGGAAGAAGAUGUUCGAUGCUGCCAAGACUCCCACCUCACCUUAGAGGCCUGGGCUGCACUGGCUCUGGACCCCUGUGUGGUCCUUCCUCUGCAGGUCUCUCCCCCUCCCCCAGCCCCCACUGCCCCUCCCCCACCAGCCUGAGUGACAUUUCUGUCCCCUGGAACUGGGACCAGAGGACACACAGAGAAGAACCGCUGUUUCUGAAGACCUCACCUCAGCCCAGUGCCCCUCCAUCUUCGCUGCUCUGACCUGCAGAGUGGCCACAGGCUCGGUGGCCUCUCCAUUAAAAGCCC
Artibeus jamaicensis (Jamaican fruit-eating bat) is the source of this 831-nucleotide messenger RNA. Its product is annotated as troponin I, slow skeletal muscle. The transcript has 7 exons. The coding region runs from base 81 to 581 and encodes 166 amino acids. The record is from RefSeq and is a predicted model, not a curated record. Gene Ontology annotation, cellular component: troponin complex. Lineage: Eukaryota; Metazoa; Chordata; Mammalia; Chiroptera; Phyllostomidae. Gene Ontology annotation, biological process: muscle contraction.